Zophobas morio is the source of this 2609-nucleotide messenger RNA. Its product is annotated as nose resistant to fluoxetine protein 6-like. Lineage: Eukaryota; Metazoa; Arthropoda; Insecta; Coleoptera; Tenebrionidae. Gene Ontology annotation, molecular function: acyltransferase activity, transferring groups other than amino-acyl groups. The transcript is spliced from 14 exons. The coding region runs from base 608 to 2530 and encodes 640 amino acids. The record is from RefSeq and is a predicted model, not a curated record.
CUUGCUGAUGAUACCACAGAUAUAACAGACAAAUCACAGUGAUCUGAUUUAUUUUGAAACUUUUUUGGAAAAACUAAUGUUUUAAAUAAUAUAUUUGGUAAACGAGCACCUAAAGCAGUCUAAAUAAUUGGUACACCAUCUCCGACAUCAUGAUACCUUCAAGCCUCAAAGUCACGAUUCCGGCUGAAAGAAUACUUCAAGCUGAAGAACAAAUUUUAGAGCGCGUCGAAGAAGAGCCCGACAUCAGCACUCGCCGACCUGCAGCGAAAGUUGAAGUGUCACAGUUUGUAGACUGAUUUUCCACGUGGUAUAAAUUACUGCGAAUGAUUGUGAACAUCGUAACGUACAUUUUUUGCGAAAAACAGUUCCCUACGAAACAUUGUACUUCCAUAAAUUAUAUUUUAAAUUAUCUUAUCACAGAGACAUAAUUUUCUUUUAAACUUUGCAUUAUUUUAACACAUUUAAUGGAUUAGUCAUAACAGUGGUCUAACAUGUACCAAUGUACUGUCCAUGAUUUGCAUUCAUUUAAAAGCAUUUGUUGAUAAAAAACGUGACCAAAACAAGUGAGCAUUUCUGAUAAUACCCAGUACUGCGUAAAGAAACAUUGAUGACGACAUCAGCAUAUAGCAAGUCUUUGCGUAUGUAUAUAAGUAAAAUGAGCUGGACAAAAUUUGUACUUACAAAUUUUAUUUUAUUAACAAUUACAUCUUCCUCAACAACUACUAUUGACGAAGAAUACAAAUUGAUGCCAGAUUUGUUUAAGUUUGACGACUACGAUAAAUGCAUCUAUUACAGUACUGCCUCCGAACCAACUUACUGCACGGUCACAAUUCAAUUGUUGCCGAAAGAUAGUUCACAAUCGAACGUUAUAUGGAGUAUUAUACAGAAAGUAAGCUCGGACAAGAAAAACUAUCGUCAUGAUUUACUAAGACACGGAAUAUGUGCCAGUUGGAAAUGUGAAAAUUUCAAUGAGACGAUAUCUGAGUGCUUAAGUCGUAUAUACAAGUCAAAAUAUGGACGUUUAGGACUUGAUGCUCAAAUUAACCAGUUACACUGCGAAACAAAGAAAUCCGAUUAUGAUAUAAACACUAAGGAUAUUAUCAUUUUGAUGGUUUUAAUAAUUUACGUGGUCUUUGUAGUACUCGCUUCAAUAUGGUUGGCGAUUUAUGGAAAAAAAAUUGUGAAAAAUGAGGAUACAAAAAUAUCUCCCGUUGAGGAUUUUCUCUCCGCAUUUUCACUUUCUGACAACAUCUACUCAAUAAUGCACAAAAAUACGCCAAAACGGACGAACAAUUAUUUGUCGGUUUUAGACGGUGUGCGUUUUUACAAUUCAGUUUUUCUGAUCAUCGCUCAUGGAGCAGCCUUUAUAGGACAAACUGCAGUUUCUGACACUAAAGCCAUGGAAAAAUUAACGACUUCCCUUUUUAUUACUACUAUCAUCAAUCUUUCAAUAGCCGUUCAAGUUUUCUUUUUCAUGUCCACUUUCCUAACAACUGUUAAUUUUUACAGCCACCUGAGACGUGCGCAAGAAGUUACUUUGGGUGAUGUUUUACGCAAAAUCGUCAAAAGAUAUAUAAGGUUUACUUCAGCACAAGCUGUUUUUAUCGCUUUGUACAGUUCAUGGUUUAUACAUUUAUCUCGUGGUCCAUUUUGGGAACAAACCGUAGGGUUUAAUCACAGACAAUGUAAUGAAAAAUGGUGGAUUAACCUACUCUACAUCAGCAACUUUUUCUUUGACGAUGGAGUGUGUUUACCUCAAAUGUGGCACUUGUCGAUGGAUUUUCAGUUGACAGUGAUCGGUUUAUUAAUCCUGUGGUGGACGCAAAAGAAUGGAAAACGUCUACUUUUCGUUUCAGGAAUAUUACUUUUGUCACAAAUCGUGUGGACGUUACUUUACUUAGGGUGGAACAAUUUCGAAUUCAGCUUUUUAUACACACCAGAAUUUUUAUAUAACCUGACGUUUACGUUAAGCAAAGAGUGGCAGGCGACUUGGAUAACCACAAUCACCAAUUUGGCGGCACUUGCCUGGGGGUUGAUUUUCGGUUACAUGUAUUCACACCGUCAGAAUAACACAUUUAUUACAAAACGAUCUUACUGUAUUUGGUGGUCCACGAUUGUCACGGUUUCCUGUCUAGGAACGAUUUUAUUUUCAGCCUAUUAUAAGACAACUGACUAUUACUCGAAUAGUAGGUGGUUCGCAGCAACUUAUGGUAGUAUCGAGAAGGUGCUAUUUGUUUUUGGGUUCGGUCUUUUUAUUUUUGGCAUGUUGCACGGUCUUGGUGGAUGUGUAAAGAAGGUUCUUGAAUGGGCUCCAAUGCAUGCUCUAGGCAAAUUGUCGUUUGGUACAUAUUUAAUUCAAUUUGUGUUUCUCAACCUUGACACCGGUUUGAAACGAUAUCCUCUCUAUGUGAUGGUUUAUCUAGGGGCAACCGAUAUCUUGAAAUACACUACUCUGUCUUAUUUGGGCUCAAUAUUGUUGACUUCGUUUGUUUUGAUGCCAAUGGAAAAUUUGGCGAACAAGUUUUUGUGAAAGUAAUAGUCAUCAAACUGGCGAACAUAUUAAUCAAUUUUUAUAAUAAAAUGUCAGUUGUUUGUUGUAAAUCUAAAAU